UAUAAAUAAUAUAGCAAUUUUUAUAGCGAUGUAAUAUUAUGUUGGUCCCAUAUUUCAAAUUUUUUGUUGUUCCAAUAUAAAUUGAGUAAUCGGAUCUUUUGAUGAUUUUUACAAAUUAUAUUCCAUUGGUACGUCUAUUUGGUAAUAGCAUUGCCAAUGCUGCACCAAUAUGUAAAGGGCAACAACAAAAACGAAAAUUAUUUGCUAUUGUACGUAUAGCAUUCAACUCAGUUGAUGUAAGCAGAUUGCAAGAGGUUGGUCCGAACAGAUUAUGUGCAGAAUGGAUUGUAAAAAAUGGAGGUGCCGUACGAUUUUUAGAGGAUCCAAAUAAAUUAUAUAAUGACUACAAUUCCUUGCCACCUGAAUCGCAGAAGUAUAGGCUCAAGGUUGCAGAUGCUACAGACUCAUCAAUUAUGAAUAUCGGACUAGAUCAUUUUAAAGGCUGCAAUCACGUUGAUACUGUUAUCUUACAUAAUUGUACACAUUUGGAAGAGGAUGGUCUUAAAGGGUUAGUACAUAUAGUUAACAGCCUAGUACGAUUACAGGUUUCUGGUUGCUAUAAUAUAAAUGAUGAGGGACUUAAAGAAAUUGCCAAUUUGAAAAAUUUAAAACAACUGAUAAUAUUUAAUAUGACAGCUGUUAAGAGUUUUGCUGCUACAGUAAGCUACAUACAGGGUCAGUUGCCAAACUGCGAAAUUGAUGCUAAGAGAUUCAAGCGUUGAAUAUUUUCAGAAAUAUUUUGUAUUAACUUUAUGUCGAACUAUACAUACUUGUUAUUGAAUCAUGAAAAUAUAAUUUAAAAUUUUUUCUGUAA
Molecule: messenger RNA, 814 nt
Organism: Teleopsis dalmanni
Lineage: Eukaryota; Metazoa; Arthropoda; Insecta; Diptera; Diopsidae
Product: ATP synthase subunit s, mitochondrial-like
Exons: 2
Coding region: 102-722 (206 amino acids)
Source: RefSeq, a predicted model, not a curated record